UGAGAGCGCGGCCAUUCUCCCAGUCUGUCUGCAAGAAUGAAGGCUGCUUCUACAGACUACGCCAACACUGGUGCUUUCUACAUGAAUGCCCCGAAGACGCUUGACCAGCCGAGAGAUUGCAGGACCCAUAUAGCCAUAAGCCGAAUUCCCCGGCCAAUGAAUGCCUUCAUGGUGUGGGCAAAAGAUGAGAGGAAGAGGUUAUCUCUGCGGAACCCCAACCUUCAGAAUACGGAGCUCAGCAAACUGUUAGGGCGCUGUUGGAAAUCCCUGACCGUGGUGCAGAAGCGACCAUACAUUUUGGAAGCGGAGAGGCUGCGAGUGGAACACAUGCUGGAGUACCCCAACUACAAGUACAGACCACGCCGGAAAAACCAAACCCGUGGCCCGUACCGAAAUGGAAUCUCCCUUCACAUGGAUGGCACAGAACGGCAGGAAUCAACCGUUCAUCAGGACAAGAAGUUCCCCGUCGGCAAACAGGUGAUGGACAUGUUUGCUCCCCGUCACCUACCCCCAGAGCUAAACUCAUCCGGCAAGCGGGAGAUCCACCUGUUGGACAAAAGGACUCCUCCGUCUUCCUGCGGGCACGUUGCUCAACAUGAGCGCGCAGCUGAAACCGAAUGUGCGCUGGCAUGUCCACUAUCCCAUCCAGUUUAUGGAUUUCCUCAUCCCGACGCAAGCCUGUACUGCCACCAGUCCUAUCAAAUGGCCCCGGUGCUUCCCCCUUACGAUGCAACAUUUUGUUGUCACAAAAUGGCAGAACCAUAUCGCUCACUUGAGAACUUGGCCCAAAGUUGUUUUCAGAGCUCCCAAACCAUACAACCAGUGAAUGACAUGGAAGUCCUGGACAACCUGUGCUACUCUGACCUGCUGGCAGAUGUCGAUCGUAACGAGUUUGACCAGUACCUGAACAAUGACUCCUGGUCUGACCCAAUUGGCCAUCUACUGACUGAAAAGGUCGCUGGUAGCAAUGACGUUCCUGAAACAGACCUUGUGUCUGUGUUGGCCGAUGUGAAUACAGCCUGCUAUAGUACCAUUUCCAGAUACAUUUGACACACCGCUACUGGUGGACUCUUUCUGCCAAUGCUGAAAGAGAACUAUACUGUUCAGAGGUGCCAUCUUUCAGAAAUGAAGUUAAAACUGAACCCCGAUGUACACACAAGGAACUGCAGGUGCUAGUUUAAAAGAAAACACAAAGUGCUGGAGUAACUCAGUAGGUCAGGCAACAUCUCUGGAGUUGAUGCUUGAGGUCGGGGCCUCAAGACUCUUGAGACUAGUCUAAUCUGAUGGCGCUUAAGGUCAUAAGUAGCUGGAGCAGAAUUAUGCCAUUCGGCCCAUCAAGUCUACUCCGCCACUCAAUCAUUGCUGAUCUAUCUCUCCCUCCUAACACCAUUCUCCUACCUUCUCCCCAUA
Molecule: messenger RNA, 1410 nt
Organism: Amblyraja radiata (thorny skate)
Lineage: Eukaryota; Metazoa; Chordata; Chondrichthyes; Rajiformes; Rajidae
Product: transcription factor Sox-7-like
Exons: 2
Coding region: 37-1050 (337 amino acids)
Biological process (GO): positive regulation of transcription by RNA polymerase II; cell differentiation
Cellular component (GO): nucleus
Molecular function (GO): DNA-binding transcription activator activity, RNA polymerase II-specific; RNA polymerase II cis-regulatory region sequence-specific DNA binding
Source: RefSeq, a predicted model, not a curated record